AUGCCCGUGACCUUUGCCCUCUUGCUCCUCCUGAGCCAUGCCACCGCAGACCCAUGCUACGAUCCAGGGGGCCACCCUCGCUUCUGCCUCCCGCCAGUGACCCAGCUGGCCAGUGUGGCAGCCUCCUGCCCUCAGGCCUGCACCCUCUCCCCAGGGAAUGGCCUCAGCCCCGGAGGCACCUGCAAUGGCAGCCUGACCUUGGCCCUGGGUGGCCCUUUCCUCCUGACAUCUGUCAGCCUGCGCUUCUGCACCCCGGGACCCCCAGCCCUAGUCUUGUCUGCUGCCUGGGCCGCUGGGGGUCCCUGGAAGCUGCUGUGGCGCAGAUCUGCCUGGCCUGGGGCCUUGGGAGGCCCUGAGAGGGUGACUUUCCGCUCCACACCAGGCCCUAAGGCCAGUAUGGCAGCCAGCCACCUCCGAGUGGAGUUCGGAGGCCGAGCGGGACUAGCAGCAGCUGGGCUGAGAGGUCGCUGCCAGUGCCACGGACAUGCGGCCCGCUGCGCCGCCCGUGCCCGGCCCCCUCGCUGCCGCUGCCGCCACCACACCACCGGCCCAGGCUGUGAGAGCUGCCGCCCGUCCCAUCGCGACUGGCCAUGGCGGCCCGCCACACCCCGGCACCCCCACCCUUGCCUGCCCUGCUCCUGCAACCAGCACGCCCGACGCUGCCGGUUCAACUCUGAGUUGUUCAGGCUGUCAGGUGGUCGGAGCGGGGGUGUUUGUGAGCGGUGCCGCCACCACACAGCUGGGCGGCACUGCCACUACUGCCAGCCUGGGUUCUGGAGGGACCCCAGCCAGCCUAUCACCAGCCGCAAGGCCUGCAGGGCCUGCCAGUGCCACCCUAUUGGGGCAACAGGAGGCAACUGCAACCAAACCAGUGGGCAGUGCUCCUGCAAGUUAGGGGUCACAGGCCUGACAUGCAACCGCUGUGGUCCUGGCUACCAGCAGAGCCGCACCCCCAGUAUGCCCUGCCAGCGAAUUCCAGAGGCAACAACCACCCUUGCUACUACCCCUGGUGCUUACAGCUCUGACCCUCAGUGUCAAAACUACUGCAAUAUCUCGGACACCAGGGUACACAUGAGCCUUCGGAGGUACUGCCAGCAGGACUACGUUCUCCACGCGCAGGUGCUAGCGUCUGAGGUAGCGGGCCAGGCAUGGCGGCAGCUGGCCGUGCGCGUGCUGGCCGUGUACAAGCAGCGGGCACGGCCCGUGCGCCGCGGCGACCAGGAUGCCUGGGUGCCCCGCGCUGACCUGGCCUGUGGCUGCCUGCGCCUGCGGCCAGGCAUCGACUACCUGCUGCUGGGCAGCGCUGUCGGCAGCCCAGACCCCGCGCGCCUCGUUCUCGACCGCCACGGCCUCGCGCUGCCCUGGAGGCCGCGCUGGGCCCGGCCGUUGCGGAGGCUGCAGCAGGAGGAACGUGCUGGAGGCUGUCACGACCUGAGGCCUUCGACACCUAGCUCGAGGACGGAGCACUAGGCCAGAGCUAGAACGCCUUGAACCCAACCAAGGAACUUGGAAGCGACGGUGAGCUGAGCCUUCCGCCUCGACGGAGGAGCGUCGGUGGAGAGCCAAUCAGACGUCGCGCAGCCCCUUACGUCACUGUGCAUGCGCCAGCACCGCGCCGGCGUGAGAGACUUAACAGGAGGCGGCAAACUGCAAGCAAGAUUUUUCGUCCGGCAGUCCUCCGUCCGGCAGGCCUGUGGCCUAUUCCCUGCCUGAGAUCUAUUCCCCGAAAUAAAGUCUCAAAUUUU
This is a messenger RNA of Lemur catta (Ring-tailed lemur), 1745 nucleotides long. It is a transcript of the gene NTN5, whose product is annotated as netrin 5. NCBI's taxonomy places the organism in Eukaryota, Metazoa, Chordata, Mammalia, Primates, Lemuridae. The record is from RefSeq and is a predicted model, not a curated record. Gene Ontology annotation, molecular function: protein binding.